Sipha flava (yellow sugarcane aphid) is the source of this 1720-nucleotide messenger RNA. RefSeq lists its product as uncharacterized. The transcript is spliced from 3 exons. The coding region runs from base 206 to 1225 and encodes 339 amino acids. The record is from RefSeq and is a predicted model, not a curated record. Lineage: Eukaryota; Metazoa; Arthropoda; Insecta; Hemiptera; Aphididae.
UCGUUCGUAUAGUUGUCGUGGCUCGUGCUUAAAUUUAUAAUAGAAAUAGUAUUAAGUGAACGUGGUAAAGAACUAAUUAUUUAUCAAAAUUAUAAAUUUUCUUACAAGGAACUUACGAAAAAAGGGCAUAAAUGGCGGUGCGCACACAAAAGUUGCAACUCUAAGCUGUACGAAUAAAAAUCAUAAGAAUAAAAAACAAAAAAUCAUGGUUGAAGAUAAUAUAUCCAAAUUGAGAUUAAGAUUCAAGGCACUUCAUCAGAAAGAUAAAUUUGUAUGUAAUAUAUAUAAAAGAUUAGCUCGAUCCAUCAACACAAAAGUUCGUGCCCUCGUUAAAGGGGUGCGAGCGGUACGAUUACGAAAAAAAAACCGUAUGGACGUUCAUCAACCGGCUUUAAAUGACCUAGUUGAACACGAUGAAGAUAAUCCCAGUUCAACUGAACUACGCAUUGAGUCGGAAGAAUCAACAAGAGUCGAUUGUCUGACAACCUCUGAACACAAUCGUUAUCUACCAACUUCCGAACAAUCGGAAAAACGUGCAGAAUUUUAUCAACCGGACUUAGUCAAACGUGGCGAAGAAAGUCUCAAUUCAUUCGAAGCAUCCGUUGGCGUCGAGACUACUGAAUCGAGAGCCGGUCAGAUAUUCACCGAAAACAAACGUUAUCUACCGGCAUCCGAACAAGCGAGAGAAAACGAAGAUUUUUGUGACAUCUAUAGAUGUGAAAGUGACCCAUCAGUGUCCAGCGGAACAUCAGCAAUGACCAUACCUUCGCGCCAGUACUCGUACGAGAAUCAUUUCUAUCCAACGGCUUCGGAAUCGUCUGUCGAAUUCGACGAAUGGAGUAACGCGUUGUCAACGACACCAUCGUCAAUCGCCGAUGAAAAUCAGGAAUCGAGAGAUUAUCGUUCGGCGUCAGAAAAGUCUGAAGUAAAUGAAAAUGACAACGGUGACGAUGCUAGUGUGUCCAGUGAAUCGUCGGGUAUGACCAUACCUUUGCGGCGUUCGGAAAUGUUCGACCCGGAAAACAAGCGUUUCCAUCCAGCGUAUUCUGGCCGCAAGUACCUUACGAGCGGCGGACAAGAAACGGUCGCAAGAGCCGAAUAUUCGUACAGGAGACGAUACUAUCGAACGGCUUCGGAAACAUCCGUUGAACACGAUGAAAGACGAAACGGUUCGGAAUACUGUGCAGGUGAACGUACCCAAACGCCUGAUCCGUCCACCGAAUAACCGGAUCGACUUUGAAAGACUUGAGGAUCGUUCGGAUAAGUUUGAUUACAAUUAUUGAACAGUUCCUGUAUAAUAACCCCCUAACUUUAUUUUAAUUCAAUUCUUUUUAACAUUAUUGUUUCGAUAAUAUCUUAAUACUCGAUAUGUGUGGGUCACGUUAUAUUAUACAUUCAUAUAUUGCAAUUUAAAUUUGAUAACAACAUUUUCCUUUACUAUUUUAUGAAAAAUUUUAGAGGAUUUUUAGUUCUGAAUGUAUGCUAUGAUGUAUAUUAAAAUAGAAAAACAUCAUUCGGCUAAACCUGAAAAAAAUCCUUUCAGCUGUUCAUAGUUUUUUUUUUUUUUUAAUUUGAAUAUUGAAUAUCAACAUAGUAGUAAAUGCUUAUGUGAAAUAAAGCACAUUUCAGACAUCUUGGUAAAUGGAUAGACAGGGUUAUUAAUGAUUUAAAUACGUGUGUGAAGUUAGCCCCUCCCCACUAUAAAAAUACUUUACAAAAU